AUGCCAGGAAGUGACCAAGAUGAACACUGCAGAAAUAGCGAGAAAAAAUCGGUUGUAUUAAAGUUUCAAUCGGUUAAUAACAAGGUAAUUGCCCCUGCCAUCUGGGAAGGGGUUUGGUCUCACGAAUUGGAUUUUCAUACCUUAGAUAUCAGAACGGGCUAUGGUCCUAAAGUCUUCAGAAUGAAUAUCUGGCUCAAAGGGGAUCCGUAUCAAUGGAAGCCCUUCACUCUAAAAGCGGCGAAAGGAGGAAUAGAAAGCGGUUUCGCCUAUUGUUUCAGAACUCGAAGACUCUCUCCCGGACUCGGAAAGGCUGGUUCUUCAAAGGCGAACUAG
Molecule: messenger RNA, 333 nt
Organism: Striga asiatica
Lineage: Eukaryota; Viridiplantae; Streptophyta; Magnoliopsida; Lamiales; Orobanchaceae
Source: the annotation of a GenBank genome assembly